Triticum aestivum (bread wheat) is the source of this 1220-nucleotide messenger RNA. RefSeq names its product pyridoxal phosphate homeostasis protein. Gene Ontology annotation, cellular component: intracellular anatomical structure. The transcript has 7 exons. Lineage: Eukaryota; Viridiplantae; Streptophyta; Magnoliopsida; Poales; Poaceae. Bases 140 to 871 code for a protein of 243 amino acids. Gene Ontology annotation, molecular function: pyridoxal phosphate binding. The record is from RefSeq and is a predicted model, not a curated record.
UCGGAAAAUAGAUCAGGGGGAAAAAAAGUUAACCACACGAGGAGCCACACACGACUGUAACACAUAUAGGCGGCUCCCACCAACCACGGCGACGGCGGCAGCGGCCACGGAGGAGGGCAGCGGAUCAGCGGCGCCGGCGAUGGCGUCCGUAGCGGCGGUGGAGGGCGCGGCCGCGGCGCUCCGUUCGGUGCUGUCGCGCGCGCAGCAGGCGGCGGCGCGGGCGGGCCGCGCGCCGGAGUCGGUGCGCGUGGUGGCGGUGAGCAAGACGAAGCCCGUGGGCGUCAUCCGCGGUGUGUACGACGCCGGCCACCGCUGCUUCGGCGAGAACUACGUCCAGGAGCUCAUCGACAAGGCCCCCCAGCUUCCGGAGGAUAUUGAGUGGCACUUCAUUGGGAACCUGCAGAGCAACAAAGCCAAAGCCCUGCUAGCUGGUGUACCAAGUCUUGACAUGGUUGAGAGCGUAGACGACGAGAAGAUCGCAAAUCGUCUUGAUCGGGUGGUAGCUGAUUUGGGGAGAAGGCCUCUUAAGGUCUUGGUCCAAGUUAACACAAGUGGAGAAGAAUCAAAAUUUGGAGUAGAUCCCUCAGGGUGUGUGGGAUUAGCAAAACAUGUCAAGUUGAGCUGCCCAAAUCUUGUAUUUUCUGGUUUGAUGACAAUUGGAAUGCUUGAUUACUCCUCAACUCCUGAGAAUUUCAAGGCAUUGACUAGUUGCCGGAAGGAAGUAUGUGAUGAACUCGGAAUACCAGAAGAGCAGUGUGAGCUGUCAAUGGGCAUGUCUGCUGAUUUUGAGCAGGCGAUUGAAAUGGGCAGCACAAAUGUCAGAGUUGGAUCAACCAUAUUUGGUGCUAGAGAAUACCCAAAGAAGAACUAGGACAAUUACAGGGUUUUACUGUGAGACCGUGCAUCUAACAGCUGAAGUAUUGGUGGUAAAUAUGUAUCUAUUUCCACCGAUAUUUACCCUUUGAUGUUCUACACAUGUGCCAUAAAUAAAUAAGGAUAUUGUUUUGUCACUGUGUCUCCUGCUGUUAUAAAACAUUCAGAGAGCACUAGAGUUCCAACUUCUAUUAUUGUUUCUACCUGAUUCAUCAGUAGCUUCCCUAUAUGUCCACAUUAAAAUCCCUUAUGUUAGUCGAUGUCAGCGAUCAGUCAGAAAUCCUGAUAUUGUAUUGUUUGUAAUGUUUCUUGGUAUCCUAUAAGUAAUGAACAUAUCCUUUUAUUUC